GAUACCCUGUCCACCAUCAGCCGUUUGCUGCUGCUGUGAACCCGUGAUGAAUGGCCACCUAACGUUACAUCCGCGCCCGCUGGCGCUGGCCACGUUGGCGCCGCAGACCACGGACCGGAAACUCGCGUUUUCCUCCCGAGAAAACACGGGGCCGACCGGCGGAUCAAGGUGGAGGCCAUCAUCACCGGAGGCGGAGAUACAGCUGCAGCUUGCAGAUUAGCUCGAUGGAUUAACUUAGACUAAUAAGUUAGUCUAUACAUGACAUACGCAAGGUUAGAAUGACGAUAGACGACACUCUGCGGCGAGACCUUUUCAAGUCUAAGGCCAAGUCGGGUGAUCGAGAAAGGAGUGGGACAAAGGCUUAUGACAUUGAUUUGGACAAACAACUGGUGUCCUCUUCAAAACAGGUACUCUUGAAGAAUGUAGAUUUCCAGCCAGCACAGAAAGACAUUUCAUUUCGUCUCCAGAAUCUACGGGGGAAAUAUGUCCCAUUGAAUGCAGCAAAGUCUAACUCACAGAGUGAAGGCUCUAAGAAGUCUCAAGGAUAUUCACACAAAGGCAAGAUGAGCCUUCAGGAGGAGAGCCCCAACAGGUCUGAUGGCAUACCGCCUCCUAAACAGGUGCUUUGCCGUCCAGAUCGGGUGCGAUUGGACUGGCAGAAGUGCUACCGGGUCGGCAGUGGGCUCAUUAACAUGGGCAAUACUUGCUUUCUCAACUCCACUCUGCAGUGUCUAACCUAUACAGCGCCUCUAGCCAACUACCUGCUUAGCCAUCAACAUAAGCAGGAGUGUCGAGCAUAUGGCUUCUGCAUCUUAUGUGAUCUGUACACCCAUAUCCAACGUGCCUUUCAGCAUCCAAACCAAGCGAUUAGACCAAUGAACAUGAUCCAUAAGCUCAAAAGUAUAGCCAAGCACAUGCAUAUAGGAAGGCAAGAAGAUGCACAUGAGUUCUUACGUUAUGUUAUAGAAGCCAUGCAGAAGUCCUGCCUGAGUGGUUAUGAUAAGUUGGAUAGGUAUAGUAAAGAAACCAGUCCGGUUCAUCAGAUAUUCGGAGGCUACUACCGAAGCAGAGUGACAUGUGCAGCGUGUCAGUGUAAAUCAGACACCUUUGAUCCCUUCUUAGACAUUAGUCUGGAUAUCAAGCAUGCUCCAUCUGUUCCCAAAGCCUUGAUGAGACUCAUACAACCUGAAACCCUAGAUGGUGACAAUGCCUAUCAAUGUAAAAGGUGUAACAGGAAAGUACCAGCACAGAAGAGGUUCACGAUACAUCGAUGUCCCAAUAUACUCACGCUUUGCCUCAAGAGGUUUGAAUUCAACCGUUUCAGCAUGGGUAAGAUUAACAAGGAAGUCAGCUUCUCAGAAUACCUCAACCUGCGUCCAUUCAUGAGUGAAAAUAAAGGUCCUCCUGUUGGGUUUCAGCUGUAUGCUGUCCUCAAGCAUGAGGGUGGCUCCUGUAACUCUGGCCAUUACUACUGCUACGUGCGCGCCCCCAACCAGUCAUGGUACUGUAUGAACGACUCCUAUGUCAGUCAGUGCAGUCUGAACAGGGUUCUCAACCAGAAUGCCUAUGUUCUCUUCUACAUCAAGAAACCACCCAAGCCCAGUGUCAAUGGGAACAACCAGGUGCAGUCACAGCAGACCAGCAAACAAAUGCCAAAGACAGCCACCUCUCCUAGUAUCAUCCAAAAGGCUUCAAACCCCCAUCAAGGCUCCAUUGGCACACCCAUCGCCAGGCCCAAGCCUACUCCUCCCAGGCCGACUACGCCAACGUCGCACGCGCCACUCACACCAAAGCCAAAGAUCAUCAGGGAGCCAGAGAAGAAGCCGCAGACGUUCACCCCUACAGCCAAGCACACCUUGCCUCAGACAAUCGCUCCACCUGGGAAGAGAGACAAGUUAUCCUUUGUGAUCAAAAGCAAAGGUGUCGCAAGUACUCUUCAGAGUUUGAAGCAUGGACAGGGUAGCGGGAGUGGGGAGAUCAAAGGCAACAUUCCUCAGGACAAAGGUGUCGUUUCAGGUGUUCAUCGGAGUGAUUCAUCAAGUGUGUCUGGGAAAUCACCAUUGAGGGUGAAGAAUAAUGGAGAUGCCCAAACAAAGAAACAAAAACCUCCUGGAACAAUGAAGAAAAAAGAAGAAGAAAAAUCGUCAGAGUCAACAAAGAAGGCAGUGACUGUGCCAAAGGUCAACAAACACUCAUCUCUAGUGCCAUAUGACAAUGACGACGACUCCAGCUCAUCCAGUGACUCUGAUACAAACUAUGAUGCUGUUGUAGAGCGUCUGAGCAAGGGAACAGUAAAGGAUGUUGGUGCCUCAUCUAGUAACAGUAGUAAAGACAUCAAAGGGGAUUCAGAGAUGAAACCCCCUGAUGCAGCUGCAUUAGAGAGAGAUAAGAGGUCUGCUCUUGCAAACAGUACAAACUUGACUGCCAUUCGCAAGACAGACUCACCCCUCAAAUUGACUAUCACCACCAAUGGUAACGCACAGCGGAUCAUGAGCACGACACCAUGGAGGGUUACAGACGGUGAUCAACAGGUGUCACCGUCGGUCACAUCAGAUAGCAGCAAUCAUAGCAAUCAGUCCUCAAAUUCAACCAGUGAGUGGGCGGUCAAUGAUAAAAAGGAUAAGCCAAAAGUUGAAGAAACAAUUAAGAAAGAAGCCUAUCAUGUUGGCUGGAGCGUGAAGCCUUCCCCCUCCCGCAAUGGUUUGAGUAAGGUCAGGCCUGACAAUGGGGAAGACAGAAGGACAAGCUCACCCACAAAGACCCCAUGCAAGAUAAAGAAAGAAGUGACUUUAGGGAAUGGUACAAAAAAUAGGACUCUGUUUUCCCCCAAGGAGGAAAAAUCAUUUGUGAGCAAGAGAGAAAAACUAGGCAUUGUUACUAAGCAGGUGAAUGGCAAACACGCGAACCAAGAUAGGACUAAGCCGAUUGUGUCUGAAAAUGGGACAGACGUGCAAGUUGGUUCUGAUAUUACGAAGGAGAGGGAAAAACCCAAUGGGAAAUCAUUUGUCCAUCAGGAGUCUAGCAGCACAAAACAUGGGGUGGAUGCACAAAACACUAAUGGUAAAAAGAAUGGCACACAUAUCAAGAAGAACAAUACUAGCUCAAGUGAUGAUAGUGAAAGUGAGCAGGAGAUCACAAAAAACAAAUCUGAGUCAGAGGUCAUGCCUAAGAAGAAAAGGAAAAAGAAGAAGAUGUUUGUUAGUGAUGCUGAUCAACCAGCAACCAGUGAAUCGAAUGGAAAGAAUGAGAGCAAGGAUGCCAAUGAGAAAGGAGUGGAUGUUGGUAAGAGCGAGAAGUUACCGGAGAGUGAUGCAUUCCGGAAGUACCGUGGGGCGGGGAAGAGCGGGGAGUAUCGCAGCGACUCGGACAGCGAUCACAGCAGCCAUGCCACUUUCAAGAGGAAGAACGGACAGCAGACCCCUGUGGGUCAGCAGCAUCAGCGCUUCCGACCGCCUCCACAACACUUUCAAGAGAGAUUUUGCUCACCUACGGAUAGCGAUUACGAUGAAGAUUCCCCUGUCGGACCUCACAACCAUAUACCAUGGAGGAAACGGUCAUAUCCAAGUGACCAGGGGUAUUAUGAGGACAGGCCACACCCUCCGCAACAUGGGCAUGACCCCAGGAAUCACUGGUAUGGAGCACCUCUUGGAAACAAGAGGAAGAAGAUGAUGAAUGGCUAUGAUGAUGGAUACGGGAAGCAGGACCAAAGGAGAUUCAGACAAGAAGGCCACUACCAAAACUGGGAUCAUCACAUCCAAGAUGGGUUUCCACGGCGACCGGGUGGAGACGGUCCUCACAAGAUGAGCCAUUCUUGGGAUGGAACAAGGAGACAUCAACAAGGAGACGUGAUGGACUUCCUCAACAAGUCUUCUCAUAAAGGAUAUGGUCCAUCAGUACCAAACUGGGACGGUGGACGGAGUGCUAUCGACGAGGAGGUUGCAAGGGACCAUGCCAACAUGAAACGGAGAAAUACAUGGAAUGAGGACUACGAUAGAGGGAAGGUGAAGAAGAUGAGAAAACCUUUUCAUCCACAAGAUCAGUUCUCUGGACAUCACAAUGCCUUUCAGCACGUACAGAAUCAUCGCAAUAAAGGCAACUUUCAUGGGCAUCGCGGAGGAUUCAACCAGUUUCAUCAUAUGAAGAAAUCACAAAGCUGGCAUGCUGGCAAUCGAAGAAUGAGAUGAUGACCUCAUCGUGAUCGUCCUCUGCCAUUUCUUACCUUUUGAUAUUCACCGAGCUCAUUAUCUAGUAAGUGAUAAUCAGCACU
Lytechinus pictus (painted urchin) is the source of this 4267-nucleotide messenger RNA. RefSeq names its product ubiquitin carboxyl-terminal hydrolase 36-like. Gene Ontology annotation, molecular function: cysteine-type deubiquitinase activity. The record is from RefSeq and is a predicted model, not a curated record. The transcript is spliced from 17 exons. The coding region runs from base 279 to 4184 and encodes 1301 amino acids. Gene Ontology annotation, biological process: regulation of apoptotic process; protein deubiquitination. Gene Ontology annotation, cellular component: nucleus; cytosol. NCBI's taxonomy places the organism in Eukaryota, Metazoa, Echinodermata, Echinoidea, Temnopleuroida, Toxopneustidae.